This is a messenger RNA of Notothenia coriiceps (black rockcod), 1659 nucleotides long. The record is from RefSeq and is a predicted model, not a curated record. Lineage: Eukaryota; Metazoa; Chordata; Actinopteri; Perciformes; Nototheniidae.
AUGGUCACCAAGCGAAGCAGCAAGGAGCAACAGUUACAGGAUUAUAGUAGAGUGGCCCAUUUGUUGACCACUGCUCGGCCCCCAGAGACAGCGCUUGGCCUCCACUUAUCCCAGAUGUCAGACUUGCCCUUGUCUGUGUUGUCCACAGAGACAUGGAGGGAUAUUUCCUGUGUGAACCCACACCCAGACCCGCGGUAUCGUCGGUUCCAGCGCUCCAACAGUGUGACAGCAGCGGUGCAGGCAGACCUGGACCUGCCGGACCUGCUGGACACCCCCCUGGAUUCCCCGGACACCGACAUGGAGGUCCUGUCCUCGGGGGCCCUCUCUCGACAGUACUCCCGCGAUGCUGCCACCUCCACGGUCAGUAUCCAGGGCUCAGGGAACCACUACCACGCCUGCACCUCCGACGACUAUGACGAUGUGGGCUUCGACCCCUCCAUCCUCCCCCCCCCGGACCCCUGGAUAGACAGUGUGGCCGAUGACUCACUGGAUGUCAACUUCAACAGCUCUGCUAUUCUGGAGGUAUGUGGGAGCAUGCUCCGUCAUUUUAUAAGAACAGGGCUGGGACUUCUCCCCGUGACCUUCAGGCAGAAGCUGGGGAACGUGCAGGUGGAGGAGGGUCAGAGCGUGUCUCUGAGCUGUGAGCUCUCUAAGGCGGGGGUCUCGGUGCAGUGGAGGCUGGCUGGAGAUCUGCUGCAGAGCGGGGAGAAGUUCCAGAUGAAGCAGCGCGAGGCCUGCGUGGAGCUGACCAUCAGAGAGGCCGAGCCCGAGGACAGCGGCGUCUACAGCUGCGUGUGCAGAGAGCAGAAGACCAAGGCCACCGUCAAGGUCAUCGCGGUUCCCGCCACAUUCAGAGUGAGUCUGAAGGGUGUGGAGGCGGAGGAGGGCAGCAGUGUGACUCUUCGCUGCGAGCUGUCCAAGAAAGGCGCCCCGGUGCAGUGGCAGAGAGACGCUGAGCUGCUGUCAGAGCUCACAGGUCGAGGGAAGUUUCAGAUGAACCAUGAGGGGAAGGUGGCUCAGCUGACUGUCCUCCACGUGCAGCCAGAGGACGCAGGGAGGUACAGCUGCUCCACAGGAGAGGAGAAGACCUGCGCCGAGCUCAGAGUCAAACCUCUUGCGGUGACGUUCAAGCGAGAGCUCGUGCUCCUGGAGGUGAAGGAGGGGGACGGAGGGGUCUUCUGCUGCGAGAUCUCCAAACCCGGAGCUCCUGUGGAGUGGAAGAAAGGCCGAACACCUCUCAAACCUGGAGACAAAUACGAGAUGAAGCAGGAGGGACCUUUCACUAAACUCAUCAUCAACAACGUGGAGGAGAGCGAUGCUGGGAAAUACACCUGCAAGACCAAAGACAGCCAAUCCACCGCUGAGCUCUCCGUCAGAGGUUCACCACCGAGCUUUAAGAUGCCGCUGGUGAGUCAGGAGGAGACGGAGGGGAACUCUGUGGUUCUUCGCUGUGAACUCAACAAACCCGCCUCCUGUGUGGAGUGGAGGAGAGGAGGGGAGCUGCUGAGGAACGGAGACAAAUACCAGAUGAAGAAGAAGGAGCUGCAGGUGGAGAUGAAGAUCUGUGACAUCACUCAGGACGACGCUGGAGAUUAUAUCUGUUCGUGUGGAGAACAGAGCACCACAGCUAGGAUCUCUGUGAAGGGUGAGCACUGCUAA